Molecule: messenger RNA, 801 nt
Organism: Trichoderma reesei QM6a
Lineage: Eukaryota; Fungi; Ascomycota; Sordariomycetes; Hypocreales; Hypocreaceae
Product: multiprotein bridging factor-like protein
Exons: 2
Coding region: 107-574 (155 amino acids)
Cellular component (GO): nucleus
Molecular function (GO): DNA binding
Source: RefSeq, a predicted model, not a curated record
GAAAAACCGUUUCUUUCACAUCCCCACGCGAUAAUCUCGAGUCCCCUCCGCGUCAUUUCUGACCGCUCUCGCACGUCAUACACAUCAAAACACCAAACCAUUCAUCAUGUCUAACCUCGACUGGGAUUCCGCCACCAAGAUUGGAAGCCGUGUUCGCGGUCCUGGCGCUUCGGACCGCGAGACCGUCAUCCGAGGAAAGAGUGCGCUGAACGCUGCCCAGCGAGCCGGUGCUGCCAUUGCCACAGAGAAGAAGUACUCUACUGCCAACUCGGCCGGCGGUACUGAGGGCCAGCGACUCACAAAGGUCGAUCGCUCCGACGACAUCAUCAAGCCCAAGACGGUCGGAAAGGAAGUCGGAAAGGCCAUUGAGCAGGGCCGCCAGAAGUUUGAGCCCACCAUGACCCAGGCCGAGCUCGGCAAGAAGAUUGGCGAGACCGCUGCCACAGUCGCCUCGUACGAGCGCGGUACUGCCACGCCUGACCAGAACAUCCUCUCCAAGAUGGAGCGGGUGCUCAACGUCAAGCUGCGGGGUGCCAACAUUGGUGCCCCCCGCUUGGGCCCCAAGAAGAAAUAAGUCAAUGACGUCCUUCAGAACGGCGAUUUUGAGGACUUAGAAAGAGAGAGGGAAACAUGCAGUGUGCGAUUGGACGGAGGGCGCGAUAAAUCGCGCGGCUUCUCGCCCUGGCGGCUGCGGCCUUGAAUGCGCAAGCGAUGCGCCUUCGGCGAUACAUGAGGGGACUACAAAACCGUUUCGUUAUAGAUGGGAUAUGGUGGUAUUCCUGCGUGUACAGCAGAGAGCGG